CUAUCACUUAUGGUCAUGCACCUCGGGGAAAAAGGUAACGAGUGCGAAGUAGUGAAUCGAAACCGAAAGAUGGUGUCUUGAAAGUAGACUGACUUCUACAUAGCUUUUUUUUUAGGUUUGUGUUAACUUCUCGCUACCGCUUCCCAAUCCCAUCAAUUGCAAAGUGCAGAAUAAACAGCCCCUCGAACCCCAUCAAAGCCUACCCUGCUCUAAACGAAUCGACGCGCUCGAAGUGAGUAGAGAUAUAUUUCUCAUUCUCUUGGUUUUUAAUAUCGAAAACUGAAAAAUACAUGAUAGGAAUUGCAGCAGUUUUUUUCCUGCAGUAGUUACGUUGGUAGUGUGACAACAUCUGAAUUGAUAAAGCUCGGCAAUCUCUUUUGAGUUUGCGAAUCCAUUUACCCCAAGCACGACAUCGCAACUUCUGAACACUUUUUUCAGCACAAGUAGAAACACGAUUCGACCGAAUUGGUCAUCAUCCAAAAAUGGGCAAGACCAUCGGCGUGUGGUUCCGGAAGUGUCUCCGGUUGACGGACAACCUCCCCCUCCUGGACGCGUGUAGUAAGGCGGACAACGUGGUUUGCUUCUUCGUUCUUGAUAUGCAUUGCAAAUAUAUCGUAUUAGUACAGACUGCAUCACAGAUUUUCUCAGAAAGAAAAGUGAAAUUUGUAAUGCUGAGUCAGCUACGCAAAGUAGAUUUGUCAUGCACGGUGGCAAUUCGUACGAGUGCGAUACUUUUUUUGCAGUGCAUACUUGACCCCUGGUUCGAGACGAGCAAGGUCGGCGUGAACCGGUUUCGGUUUCUUAUCAAAAUGAAAAAUCCCCCACCCCAUACUCAAAUCUUUGUGGUCUCACAUCCGCUUUGUCAUGCUAGAAGGGAAAAGAUGCGGACUGUAGUGCUGGCUGGCGUGGGAAAGGCUUGCAUCUUCAGCAUGACAGGGGGCAGCUGGAAGUGGGAAGCAGCAUGACAAAUUGCCUGCAAACGAGGCCACCGCUGCGUCUCUUGGCCUUCUAGCAUUACAAGUCGAUUUGUGUACUCAAAUACAGCAUCACAAAUUUCGUUUUCGAUAUGGGGAGGGGGGAUUUAUCCUUUUGAUAUUUCUCCUCGAAUCGCUGACCGAUUUGGACGCCCAGCUCCAGAAAAAGCACAAGUCGAGGUUACUGAUCCUGAAGGGCAAGCCGGAAGAGGUGAUCUCCAAGCUGGUCGGAGGUGGUGGUGGUUCUGGCCCAUCCUCCCCAUCGAAAGGCAACAGCCCGAGCAAGCUCACACCGAACGUGAACAAAAUCAACUUCAAACUCGACGUAUGCAUUGCAAAAGUAUCGCACUGGUCGUAUAAAUCGCAUGACAAACAAUUUCCUCAGCAUGAAAAAUCAAAAUGCUAUUUGUAAUGCGGACGAUGUAUCUUCAGAAUAGUACAUGCAUGCCUACGAUUUUUACUACGAGUGCGGUACUUUUUGCAGUUCAUACCAAAAGCUAGUGUUCGAAUUUGACUCCGAGCCGUACGCCCUAAUCCGGGACCAGAAGGCGCAGGACAUCUGCAAGAAGCAGAAUGUGGGUAUGGAGUUCUCAAAUGUUACAUUCUCGACUGUUACAUGAAUUUGCAAUGCAAGACUGGCAAAAGUGAAAGGAGGAAGAUUGCGCCUUUUGCAUUACAAGUGUGGUGCAGAUUUAGAUGCUGUCUAGCCCUUCCAAAAUUUGUCAUGCGAAGCAGCUCGAUCAUCAGCCGGCUUAGGGUACUUCUGCAUGACAAAUUCAUGUAACAGCUGACGAUGUAACAGCUGAGAGCGCCAUAGUGGGUUGCGAAGUGUUCCAGAACGGGCACACGUUGAUGGACUUGUCCGAGGUGAUGAAGUAUCAAAUGUAAAAAUGUCUGGGUCUGGGAACUUGUGAUGCUGGGUAGCGUCUCACUAUGAGGCUACAAAUGCUGGCUCAGCAUGACAAGUUUCUGAGCUCCUAGGUGUUGCCUAUUCUGCAUGACAAACUGCGCUUCUGCAUCACAGAAAAACGCAGCUCUUGGGUAACAUGCAUGACAGAUUUAAGAGUCAUGCCAGACAAGCAUGACAAACAUGAAUUCUUCCAGACCCAGACAUUUUUACAGUUGAUAUGAAGGCCUUCAAGACGGAUAAGAAGCAGAAACCACCGACGGACAUGAACGGGAUCACGAAGAUGGUGAAAAAGUUCACCAAAACGCCGGAAUCCGCGAAAAAGAUCAACAUUCCGAUGUGGAAACCGGCGCCAACAAAGAUCCCGCCCCUGCCGAGCAGCGUGACCGCGGGCAACUUCGGGGUGCCGCAACUCUCCGAUGUCGGGUACAGCAAGGAGGAGAUUGAGUUUUCUAACAAGGGCAUGUCGCGAAAGCAGUUCCCCGGGGGGGAGCAGGAUAUCCUGUGCAAAAGUCUCGUACUCGUACUAAUUGCGUUUAUGCAUUACAAACCUUUCACUUAAGGCAAAUCCGCAUUACAAAUUCAAUUUGUAAUGCUACGCCAAUUUGUAAUGCAAUUUAUACUAGUACGAUACUUUUGCAAUGCAUACAGGAGGCGCUGAAGCGGUUGCAGGCGCGGGUUUCCAGUCAAACCAGCUACGUGUGUCAGUUUGAGAAACCAAGAACCUCCUCCACCAACCAGAAAAGCGCAAGCCAGAUGAAAUUAAGCGAGAAGGAAAGUAACUGGACGGAACCCUCGACCACCGGGCUGUCUCCGUAUCUGAAGUUCGGCUGCAUCAGCGUGAAGCAUUUGUGGCACGAGACCCAAAAGUGCUACGACAAGGCGCCCGGCGGGAAGCACGCCAUUCCCCCUAUGUCGUUGCACGGGCAACUGCUGUUCCGAGAGAUGUUCUAUGUGCUGGGGUACGUGGUGCCAAACUGGGACAAGCCCGACAACAACGCGAUGUGCAAACCCAUCGCGUGGCAGACGCCCAAGAACGACAAGUUUUUGACCGCGUGGAAGGAGGGAAAAACCGGCUACCCCUACAUCGACGCCCUGAUGCGGCAGCUGAAGGAGACCGGGUGGAUGCACCACUUGGGGCGGCACGCGGUCAGCUGCUUUCUCACCCGCGGGGACCUGUACCAGCACUGGACCUACGGGCGGGACCACUUUGACAAGUUGCUCCUGGAUAUUAAAUGCAAAAGUGUCUGGGUCUAGAAGAUUCUGAGACUUGCCAUGCAUGUUUUGCAUGACCCAGUCCCAGGGUGUCUGUAAUGCACGACUUAGCAUCACAGAUUUUUAGAGGCCUUCCUGGUGCCUACUCCACAUGACAAAUGCCCUUCCCGCGUAGCACAAACUAGACUCCUCUUGCUGGUCAUGCAAUACAGAUUGUUUUAGAGUCCAAAGUUAGCAUCACAAGUUCAAACCUUCCAGACCCAGACAUUUUUGCAUUUGAUACUGGACGCCGACUGGUCGCUGAACAACGGGAACUGGCUAUCCUGAGUAAAAACGUACCCACACCAGAGUUGUAAUGCAGAUUUGCAAAGACAGGAAGACUUGUAAUGCGCAUCCGCAUGAGAGCCAUUUCCAAUCGUGUUUUGGAAUUUGUGAUGCUAUGAACAGGAUGAGCAGAUGAAUCUGUGACGCGGCUGCACUCCCACUUGCUAACCUGCACUACACUGCAGAGUGCAACUUGUCAUGCGUGACUCACAAAGCCCCUAGGUUUGUGUUGCAAAAUCCCCAUCCUGACUCUGGUGUGGGUAACGUUUUUACUCAGGAUACUGGCUCUGGCUCGCCGGGGUGGCGCCCUUUUCCAUGCCGUUCUUCCGGGUGUAUUCCCCGACCCCGGACGACAAGUCGUCGCUGAACGUGGAGUAUGCACUGCAAAAGUAUCGUAGCCGUAGUAAUUGCGUUGAUACAUUACAAAUCUCUUUCUCAAAGUAAAUCAGCGUUACAAAUUGGAUUUGUAAUGCUGGGCUAAUUUGUAAUGCAAUUGCAAUUCAUACUAGUACGAUGCUUUUGCAUUGCACAUGGAGCAGACGGGCGAGUUCGUGAAGCGGUUUGUCCCGGAACUGAAGAACGUGCCCAGUAUAUGGAAUGCAAAAAUGUCUGGGUCUGGAAAGUUGGAACUUGUGAUGCUAACGUUGGAUUCGAAAAAAAUCUGUAUUGCAUGACCAGCAAGAGGAGUCCAGUGAGUUUGUGCUACGCGGGGAGGCCAUUUGCCAUGCGGAAUAGGCAUCAAGACGUCGUCAGAAAGUCUGUGAAGAUGCUAGGGAAUACAUCACAGACGUCACGGGUCAUGUAAAAUCUGCAUGACAAGUUCCAUUCUUUCCAGACCCAGACACUUUUGCACUUGAUACAGCAAAUUCAUCUACAAGCCCUGGCUCAUGAACGCGGAGGUGCAGAAACAGGCCAACUGCGUCCUGGGAAAGGACUACCCCUACCCCAUCGUGGACCACGGAAAAGCGUCGAAAGCGAAUCUGAACGCGUUCAAAAUCUCAUCCGACGAAAUCAAGGUCGGGAAGAAGGCUGCCAGUCCGAAGAGGAUCGCGGGCACGCCCGGAGUGGCGGAGUUCGAAAUACCGGCGGGGAAGGUAUUGCAAGGAAAAAUCCCACCUCCCCAUAUCAAAACGAAAUUUCUGAUGCUGGAUUUGUGUACACAAAUCAACUCUGUAUUGCAGGAAGGCAUUGCCGCCAGAUCCCCAGGCUAGGUAGGGGCGUACGGGUCUAGUUGUUCAGCAUGGCAAACGGCUCCCCUUUAAGCCCGCCAGCAUGACAAAUCGCUCCCCUAAUAAGGCGGAAGCUUCUGCCCUUGUCGUCUUGCAAGACACAUCUGAUUUGUGGCCUCAAAUCAGCAGCGCAAAUUUUCGGAAACAUAGGCUUUCAAUAUGGGGAGGGGGGAUUUUCCAUUUUGAUAGAAGGGUGCUGGAGGUGGUUCCUCGGGUACCGGGGCGGGAAACAAGCGACAAAUGAAAGUCACGGAGUUUUUCAGUGGCGGACCGGCCGCGAAAAAGAGGAAAUCGGGGUGAAGUAGAUGAAGAUUUUUGUUUUUCACUUCUGAACCUGUGAUCGGUAAUCCAUCGUUGUAAAGUACUUCUACUUGCAAUUUACUAUCCUACACUGUCUCUCGUCGCUGCCCUCGUUGUCCGCUUGACAAUCGCAAGUCGUACUUUCUGAGCUUUCCAGCGAUUUGAACUUUUUCAGCCGAUCUCUCUUUAGGUUUAGUGUGCAGCAGCUUUUAUAUAGAUAGUCGUUGAAGUUGAACUCUGGCUUGUUAAUAGAAGUUGCAGUCGACUUCUCACAUAAGCUAGGAAGGAGGAUACAUCAAUACGUUGAACCUCCAUUGUGUCAGUUGUUGGGAGUGUCAGAUGCUUAUAAGAGACCGAAAAAAAAGCUCGUCAUCAUCCUUACAGAAAGAACUCAUUUGGCUGUUCAUUUAGGGUUGAAUUUAUCGAUGUUCUUCACUAGCACCGCGUCGCCAUUGGUGCGCUAACGUCGUGAAUUUUACCUAGGACCACGAACAGCCUUUACAAAGAACUCUGCCUACGCUCCAGGUACGACCAGAGCCAGAUUUUUUUGCGCGUACAUGUAUGUAGUAACUAACGAACUUGAACAACUGCGUGUCGAAUGCACGACCUGUCAAACGACAGGUCUAAUUAUGGUAGUAAAAUGGACAAAAACAAAAUUUCUCUCCGCAACUUCUCGAAGUAGAACCUGUGUGAAGCAAAAGACUCGAACCAAAUACGCUUUUUUUUUGGAAAAGAAAUUCGCCGAAAAGUGAAGUCUUCACGCCGAC
Messenger RNA from Amoebophrya sp. A120, 5716 nucleotides. The record is from the annotation of a GenBank genome assembly. Lineage: Eukaryota; Dinophyceae; Syndiniales; Amoebophryaceae.